Messenger RNA from Insectozyma verbasci, 1345 nucleotides. NCBI's taxonomy places the organism in Eukaryota, Fungi, Ascomycota, Pichiomycetes, Serinales, Debaryomycetaceae. The record is from the annotation of a GenBank genome assembly.
AUGUUACUUUCAUUAAGAAAAAGAAAGGUAUUAUAUAUUUUACUUGCUAUAUUUACAAUUUUCAUAACUUCUGAUUUAUUAUCACGUCAUAAAAUUAUAGAUCAUUCAAAAUUAAUUAGUGACGAUUGGUCAAUUGAAUCAUUAACUAAUAAAUAUGAUUUUUCAUAUUUAAAAUCAUUUGGUAAGUCAUCAACUUUUAAUGAUGAAGAAUUGAAAAGUACAAAUGAAGAAUUAAAUAAAAAUGGAUAUAUUUUAAAACCUCAGAAUGUUCAAUUUAAAUUUUUAAAUAAUAUUGAUAAAAAAGGGUCUAGAGAAGAAAUUAUAGAUGGUGAUAAUUCAAGAUAUCAACAACUAAUGAAAUUAGAAAUUGGUAAACCUCAAGAUGCAAGUUUAAUUAAUGCACCAGAAGAUGUGUCAAAAUAUAACCAUGCGAAUGCAACAAUUUUAAUUUUAGUUACAAAUGAAGAAAUUACAAAAAUUGGUCAAAGUAUAAGAAAGUUUGAAAAAUCAUUUAAUUCCAAAUUUCAAUAUCCAUAUACAUUCUUAAAUGAUCAACCUUUUAAUGAUCGAUUUAAACAAAGAAUUAAAAAAUAUACUGGGAAUGCACCAGUUGAAUUUGUAACUAUACCAAAAGAAUUAUGGGAUAAACCAACCAAUAUAGAUGAAGAAAAAGAGUCAAAGGCAAUGGAAAUCAUGUAUCAGCAUGAUGUUGCAUAUGCUAAAAAAGGAUCCUACCAUAAUAUGUGUAGAUUUUAUUCAAUGAAUUUUUAUAAAGUGCCUGAGUUAGCUAAAUAUAAAUAUUAUUGGAGGAUAGAACCAAAUGUACACUUUUAUACUGAUAUUCAAUAUGACGUUUUUAAAUAUAUGGAAUCAACGGGGAAAAUUUAUGGAUUUACAAUUAGUCUUUAUGAUAUUGAAGAAAGUAUUAAAACAUUAUGGCCUGAAACAUUACAUUUUCUAAAUCAAGAUGAUAAUUACAAAUUAAUUAAUCCAAAUGGAGGAUUUCAAUUUUUAUUAGAAGAUUUACAAAAUCCAAAUAAGAACAAAGUUGCAGGUUAUUCAACUUGUCAUUUUUGGUCAAAUUUUGAAAUUGGUGAUAUGGAUUUUUAUAGAAGUAAACCUUACGAUUCAUGGGUAAAUUAUUUAGAUUCAACAGGGAAAUUUUAUUAUGAACGAUGGGGUGACGCACCAAUUCAUUCAAUUGGAGUUAGUUUAUUUGCAGAUAAAUCUAAAGUUCAUUGGUUUAGAGAUAUAGGUUAUUUACAUGAUCCUUAUUAUAAUUGUGCAAACAGUGAAUUCAAUAGUAUUUGUCAGGUUGGUAAAUUUUCAAGAUGGGAACAUUUAA